AUGCGUCAGCCGCCAUCCUCGCUCAAGUCCACCGUCACCCUCCUUGCGCUCCUCUCCCCGCUCGCGGGCCCGGCCGCCGCCGCUCCUCUCAUGGAGACGGGCACGGAGGCCGGAGUCCCCUCGGGUCCGGGAGGAGGAGGAGACCUCUCUCGGCUCUCCGACUCGUCGUGCACCUCGCUCCAGAAGUGCGGCUGCACCUCGGUCGCCAUGUCGACGCCCAACUGGACCGUGACGGAGCUGCUCUACAGCGCGCGCUACCCGCACGCCCAGGGCCAGGGCGGCUCGCCCUACGCCUUCAUCACGUUCAACGUGACCAACCCGGCCGUCGGGCGGUCGUCGCACUGCGCGGCGUCGAGCAUGAAGGCCGAGGACUUCUUCUACGGGGAGCAGUGGUACCCUUGCGACUACGACGAGGCUGGCAGUGGAGAGAAGGCGCCGGCGAGGGCCCUGUUUCGGUACGACAGGCCCUCUGGGAAGCUGGACAUCAACCAGACUUGGGUGUGUGAUGAUCAGGGAUAUCCUGCCAACUUUCGCGUGUCUGGGGGGACUACCAUGUCCCUGCAGUGCAACGACACGGCCAAGGAGACCGUGCCGGGUCGGCGGCAGACGGCGGACGAGGCGGCGGAGGAGGCCGAGUUUAGGCGGGUCAUCAGUUGUGACGAGGUCGCUGUCAACGUGCCGUGGGCUGACGUGGAGGCUUGGGCGUAA
This is a messenger RNA of Thyridium curvatum, 708 nucleotides long. RefSeq lists its product as uncharacterized. NCBI's taxonomy places the organism in Eukaryota, Fungi, Ascomycota, Sordariomycetes, Thyridiales, Thyridiaceae. Bases 1 to 708 code for a protein of 235 amino acids. The record is from RefSeq and is a predicted model, not a curated record. The transcript is spliced from 2 exons.